Molecule: messenger RNA, 587 nt
Organism: Eruca vesicaria subsp. sativa (arugula)
Lineage: Eukaryota; Viridiplantae; Streptophyta; Magnoliopsida; Brassicales; Brassicaceae
Source: the annotation of a GenBank genome assembly
GAUGGAACAAGGUGAUCAAGAACUCAAAAGAAGAGUUGCUUUUGUCCUGAUCGAUGGUUUGGGAGACGUAUCAAUACCUAGAUUAGGCUACAAAACUCCUCUACAAGCAGCAAACAUACCUAGCCUCGACGCAAUCGCAUCAGCUGGUAUCAACGGUCUAAUGGACUCACCUCUCUCUGAUGGGUUAUGACCCUAAGAUGCUAUGGCAAGUUGAAAUGACUACAAAUUAUCGGUAUUUUUUGUGUGUGAUUGGUGAUCAUUCAACUCCUGUUGAGUAUGGAGACCAUAGCUUUGAGCCUGUCCCGUUUACAAUGUGUCGGUUGAGAGAUUUUGUGUCUGCGGUUGGAGGAGAAGCAGCCUUGUUAGAGACUUCUUUGGAUCCUUUUCCACUUCCAACGGUUGUGGAAUGUGGUGAAGAUGUGGCUGGAGAUGAGGGAGACGGUGGGAGGAGGGAGACUGUGCAAGCGAUUGGUGGAGAUUCAGUUGUGGAGUUGAAUGAGAUUGCAGCUGCAAGAGGAUGUCUUGGACUGUUCCAUGGUGGUGAAAUGAUGGGAGUCAUCACCAAGUUCCUUAAGGUAGAUGUAUGA